Molecule: messenger RNA, 693 nt
Organism: Salvia splendens (bonfire salvia)
Lineage: Eukaryota; Viridiplantae; Streptophyta; Magnoliopsida; Lamiales; Lamiaceae
Exons: 1
Coding region: 1-693 (230 amino acids)
Source: RefSeq, a predicted model, not a curated record
AUGGCGGCAACGUUGAACAUGGUUCAACCCCAGAUUCCCAAAUUAGAGAAACACAAUUAUGGGAAUUGGAGUAUUCAGAUGCGAGUCUUGUUGCAAUCACAAGAGUUGUGGGAUAUUGUUCAAGACGGCUACACCGAACCUGCCUCCCAAGAAGCCGAAGAUGCCCUGACGAACAACCAGAAGAACGCCCUCAGAGAUGCAAGGAAACGAGACAAGAAGGCGUUGUUCAAUAUCUAUCAAGGUAUUGAUGAAACUAUGUUCGAGAAAGUAAGUGCAGCCACCACGUCAAAACAAGCCUGGGAGAUUUUGAAGAAUUCUUUCACCGGCGUUGAUAAGGCGAUACGAGUUCGACUGCAGAUCCUACGUGGCGAGUUUGAAAGUUUGUCCAUGUCUGAAACGGAGAACAUUUCAGACUAUUUCACAAGAACAUUAGUUAUUGUGAAUCAAAUGAAAAGGCAAGGAGAGAUAAUUGAAAAUGUUCGUGUCAUUGAGAAAAUUCUUCGGUCCUUGACGUCGAUAUUUGAGCACGUCGUUGCGGCAAUCGAAGAAUCAAAAGAUCUUAACAUUAUGUCAAUCGACCAGUUGCAGAGCAGCUUGGAAGUCCACGAGCAACGCAUGAAGAAAAAGACCACUCCGUCACCUGAGCAUAUGCUAGAAGCAAAGAUGUCGAUACAAGAAGACAAGAAGUUUUAG